This is a messenger RNA of Porites evermanni, 618 nucleotides long. The record is from the annotation of a GenBank genome assembly. Lineage: Eukaryota; Metazoa; Cnidaria; Anthozoa; Scleractinia; Poritidae.
AUGAAAACUAUGCAAAAAAGAACUUGGAUCGGAGGCCACAAGUCGUCAGUUCUCUCUUUAGACGUUAGCAGAGAAGGGAUUUUAGCUUCAGGUGGAGAAGAAGAGCUUUGUGUUUGGUCGAAAGAUGGGGCACCCCAAACUAAACUUUCCUGCUCCUCGGCCGAGUCGAAAGAGGUCAACUCUGUCUGUUUUUGUGGAAAAAAUCCAGAGUGCUUGUAUGCCUCGUGUGGAAAAAAAAUAUUUGGUUAUGAUUUAAGAAAUCUUUCAUCUACUGUUUGUGAAUUCGAGUUCAACGAAGAGGAAAUAAAUCAAGUUACCAUACACGACAGAGGAACAUAUCUUGCUGCUUGUGACGAUAGUGGCGAGGUCAAAGUGGUUGAUAUUCAGUCGGGUAGAUUAUUCAAGACACUUAGGAGAAAGCAUGAGAAUAUUUGUUCAACUGUUCAAUUCAGGCCGAGUCGCCCGUGGGAGAUUGUGUCUGGAGGAAUGGACUUUAAAGUGAUUAGUUGGGACUUCUCUUCUGGGAGGUCCCUUCAGGAACUAAAUGUUCAGGNAAUUUUGAGGGGCCGGGAGAGGAGCGGCAAGGAGGGGGAUAUUUUGGGAAGCCCCACUUUUUAA